This is a messenger RNA of Spodoptera frugiperda (fall armyworm), 1125 nucleotides long. RefSeq lists its product as uncharacterized. The coding region runs from base 1 to 1125 and encodes 374 amino acids. The transcript has a single exon. The record is from RefSeq and is a predicted model, not a curated record. Lineage: Eukaryota; Metazoa; Arthropoda; Insecta; Lepidoptera; Noctuidae.
AUGAGUCAGACACUCAUAGCCAACGAACUGCUGGCGUUCUUGCAGCAGAAACUGGAUGUGAUGGACGAGGUGUCCGCCAUCCAGAUCUGCGCAACGAACUUCAGUGAAGAAGAUGUGGCAGCUGCUAAGCUGCUUUUGUACAAGUCGCUCAACAAGUGCGACCAGAUGGUGUCCCGCAGGCGUGACGGGACCAAGAAAAGCAUCCAGGACAUCAUCACGCUGCUCAAGGAGACCGACCCGGAUGACGUGCCGACAUUUGUGGCGAGGAAUCUCAACAAGCUUCCUCCCGUAACUUUCGACCACGUCGACGUGACCAGCCUUUUGAAGGACAUCGUUGUCCUCAAGGCCAGCUUGGUGGAUGUACAGAACAGGUUAGAUGCAUCCCAAGUUGCUGUUGCCGAUUUGCGUAAGGAACUUAGUGAUUUGCGCAACAUGGUAACAGUAACUGGGUCACCAACGGCAUCGAACGUAAACACGCGUCGCGGAGCAGCUGCUGACACAUCGGCGGUCAGUUUCGCGUCAGCGGUUUUGUCUACACCGUCGUCGUCACCGAGGACUGCUGAGCAAGCUGAGUGCGCAAGUCGCGCACCCCGCCUGCCCGCUACCGCCCCUGCGGGGCCUCCCGCGCCCGCCGACAAACACACCGUACAGCUGACAAGUUGUGCAGCGCCAGCAAAAAAGUGUGUGAGAACGAGCACUCCUAGUGCUCUCAAACAGAAGCCCGUUCCCGAGAAGGAAGCGCCAAGGGCUGAUGAAGAUGGUUUCGUGACGGUGCAAGGGAGGAAGCGCCGUCAAAGAAAUACCAAGAACCGCUGCGGCACAGCUUCCAUCAAGGCUAACAUCCCGAUUCGUGUCGCCCAGCCGAACACUCCCGUAUACAUUUCCCGCCUUCACUAUACUACGAAGGUGGAGGACGUUGUGGAGUACGUGUGCCAGAAGACCAAGUACAGGCUGAGAGUGCAGCAGUUGGAAUCGCGCCGCAACGUCUACUUCAAUUCGUUCGUGGUGCGAGUACCGACGUGUUUUCUGCAUAACGUCUUGGCGGAGGACUUCUGGCCGCAAGGAGUGGUGUUCCGACGCUUCCGCGGACAAGUGCCACACGACCGUACAAAUAAAGUGCCCUAG